Messenger RNA from Aethina tumida (small hive beetle), 2576 nucleotides. RefSeq lists its product as uncharacterized. NCBI's taxonomy places the organism in Eukaryota, Metazoa, Arthropoda, Insecta, Coleoptera, Nitidulidae. The transcript has 5 exons. The coding region runs from base 60 to 2414 and encodes 784 amino acids. The record is from RefSeq and is a predicted model, not a curated record.
AAUUAAACAUUUAUUUUGUAUUUAAUUGUCCCCUUGUGUGUUUUCCGUUAGCUUCAAAAAUGGAAAGGAAUUUCCGAAUAGAUUUAGACUUAAGCAAUUAUUACAGUGAUCACAGAUGUAAGGCUAGAUUGUUUAUAAAUGAUACCAUCAGCCGUAUAAAAGAUUUGGAGAAAAAAAUAAGUUGUUUGUUUGAAAUUAAAGAUUUUCAUUUGCUGUGUCAGAACAAUUACUUACCAUCUUUUGAAGACAUCAGGGUUUUACAAAAGGAUGAUGUUAUAAGAGUUGUUUCUAAUGAUCCAGAAGUAAAUACAAAGCCAAAAAAGAAGCGUAAAACUGAAAUAAUUGAAGAAGUUGUUUUAAAUAAGGAAGAGAAAAAAUCGAAAAAGAGAAAAAGCAAGUCCGAAGUAGCUCCUAUUGAUGAACCCCAAGAAAAUGAAUGCCUGUCCCCAAAAAAGAAGAAAAACAGGAAGUCGGUUCAUAUUUCUGAGGUCAGCACUGAAAAAUUUUCAAGUACUGAAGAUGUUAAUAAGGAUUCUAAGAAAAGAAAGAGUAAGAAAAAUACAGAUUCUCUUGGGUGUCCUGUGGAAGAUAUGGAAUCACAAGAUCAACUUGUUAAAAGCAGUAAUAAAAAUGGGUCAGUUAGAGAACAAGUAGUUGAAAAUGAGGCUCAAAAACUUAAUGAUGAGUCUCAAGCAAUGUUAAGUGAACAUUGUUAUGGGAAUAAGCAAAGUGAAAAGAAUGUUCCUAUAAAUGUGGAUCAAAAUUUUAACACUAAGAUUUUAAGUGUGUCACUUCCACAAGGUAAAAUAGUGCGUCAUUACAGAAAGAGGAUUUCUGUUCCAACUAUGACAGAUGAAUAUUUAAAAGACAAAAAAGUUAACAUUGUUAAAAUUGAGCGAGUUGAUGUCGCCAAUAAAAGUCUCAAAAUGGAUGUUGAUGAUAAUUUUUCGAACGAAUCUACAGAGUCAAAUGAUUCGGAAGAAUGUCACACAACCAAAUCUGCACUAAUUGAUAACCAAGAAUGCUCAACUUCUCUUAAUCAUGAUCAGGACAUGGUGACACCUCAUAGUUCAGAGGUGUUAUCAUCUAAAGCUGGGAACAAAGAGUGCACACCUUCCCCUAAUCAUGAUCAGGACCUGGUAACAACUGACAGUUCAGAAGAGUCAUCAUCUAAUUCUGAGGAGGUUUCUAAUAAAUCCAACCCAAGAGACAAGUUAUCGAAAACGAGCUACUUUGGUGACAUGGAAAUAUCCCCCGUUCCACCCGGAAACACCGGAAUUGCCCCAUUUUCCAAACUGGGCACCCCCAUGGUAACAGGCUUUGAAAACUGUAAGACGCCUUUCUUUGGCAAAGAUCAUCAGCCCUCACUUUUCAUAACGAGCCACAACGAUUCCAACGCAAGGAGCGAAGAACAGGGUGACGACUCCGUAUUCUUGAGAAACCUAACGUUGGAACGGUCAACCAAUUCCCCAGAUUCUAAGCUGAACCAGAGCUUCCCCGUAACCGAAAGUGACUUGUCCAGAUAUCGCCUCUCCGGUGUGGGGCUGUUGUUGGACCAGUUGAGGAAGGAGACUCCGUUUAAACACUCCUCGAGUGUCAGCGACUCACUACGCAGUGUAAAUUCGCAGGACGAUGAUAAGGUUGAUGAUUCGGCGGAGACAAAACGGCGGAAACGGGUCAGGAAAAGGAGGAAGAGGUGCCCUCCGUCUGCGGCGAAGCCUGAGCUUCCAAUUGGUAAGCCCGUGCCGGUUAUGAAGGCCCAACUAACCGGUGGGACUCCCAAGGUUCACAUAAGGUUUAAUGAAGACGAUCACUCUUUUAAUUUACCGACUCCCAUUGAAGAGGACGGCAGUGUGGUGAGUAAUUCUGACCACACUGCUGAACUGGAGUCGAAUAAAUCUAGUAAUAACUUGCCUAAAGUCAAAAUUGACAAUGGGGCUGCAUCCAUUUCUGAUGAACCAAUGGAUAAUUCAUUGUUGAAUGAAGCUAAAGUAAUUAAAGAAGAGAGUUUUACUGCCCCUAAAAUCAUUGAUACAAUCACAAUUAAUGAUAGCAUUGAAGAAUCUCAUUUCCAACUCAAUCAGGACUUUAUGCUGGACGAGAAAAAAAUUUUGUCACAGCCUUUGAUGUCCAAUACACUUCCCAGAGUGUCAGACGUGAUUGCAUUUAAGACGUUGAAAAUUAAUGACGACUACACCCCCACAAUAUCUAAGUACAUAGCAGGAAAUGUUCUUAAAUUUGAUUCUGUAACCAAAGAAUUAGUCUGUAAAAUUAUUUAUGGAUUGGAUCAAUGUGAAAUUCCUCAAGGAAAGUUUUCGUUGGAGCUGACAGAAGAUGAACCAGUCAUUCCUGAUAAUGACAUAAGAAAGUUCAAGUGGUCACAUUUGAUAGAACCCAGACUGUUAUAUCCUUAAAUUAUUUAUAUUUUAAUUAUUUUUAUAAUUUAAUAGUUAUUAUUUAAUAGUUUGUUAUUUGCCUUUGUUAUUUAUUACAAUUAAUGUAUAUUUUUUAUAUAAAUAUUUUACGUCAGUGGUAAAUAUUUAUGUAAAUUUAAUAGUACAUUUUACCAAUAUAAA